Molecule: messenger RNA, 2502 nt
Organism: Drosophila nasuta
Lineage: Eukaryota; Metazoa; Arthropoda; Insecta; Diptera; Drosophilidae
Gene: PPP4R2r
Product: Protein phosphatase 4 regulatory subunit 2-related protein
Exons: 4
Coding region: 242-2392 (716 amino acids)
Cellular component (GO): cytoplasm; protein phosphatase 4 complex; nucleus
Molecular function (GO): protein phosphatase regulator activity
Source: RefSeq, a predicted model, not a curated record
UAGUGUGUGUGUGUGCAGCAGCUGCAGCUUACGGUGCAGGCGGUGCAACUAAUAUAAAUAAAUAAUUUUAAUUUUGCACAUUUAAGUGGCGCAAGCAUAAUUGUGAUAUAUACAUAUAUUCAUAGUAGUGUGGCAAGUGUCUGAGAAGUCAGUGUGUGUGAGUGUGCAGCAGAGUCGUUGCAGUUGUUGACUACACAAAACAAAAAAAAAAAAACAAAACCAAAAAACCAGAUCCUCUUAAAUGGUGACCAUGGAGAACAGCGAUGAGAUUCUACAAAUUCUUGAGCGCUUCACGCGACUCAAGCAGAAGGAGAUACCCAAGGAGCUAGAGGAUUACUUUCAGUAUGUGGCCAAAACCGGAGAUACCAUAUUCAAGUGGUCCAGCCUUAAAUAUCUAUUUCGCGAGAAGUUGCUUAAUGUGAUCAAACAUUUCAAUGAGGACUCGCAACGUUUAGAGGUAGAAAUACCAAAUUAUCCCAAUGUGGAUCCAUUCAACUAUGAGACGAUGAAGUCAUCACUGCUCGAGCGUCUCGAUCUCUUCAAUGCUGCCCCAUUUACUGUGCAGCGUCUCUGCGAGCUUCUGAUUGAUCCUCGCAAGCAAUAUUCGCGCAUUGACAAGUUUAUGCGUGCGCUGGAGAAGAACAUACUGGUGGUUAGUACCAUUGAUCCGGGACGCAAGCGCACGGAGAGCGAGAAUGGUGACUCUCUGGAUUCUGUGGGCAAUGGCGAUCUCUCGCUGGAGGUCAACAUUGACAUUGAAAUGGAGAACGAGAACAUUUUCAAUAAUGUGGAUGAACGCAACGGUUGCAGCGGCGACCAGGAACAACAGACUGGCAACAAUAGCGGCGCCUUAAAGGCCUCCUGUCCACGUUCCGAUGAUGCUGUCCUGCAGCCCAAGGCUAAGAAGGCCAAACUUGACUACGAUGACGACGAACAGCCGGCUGAGGAGGCGGAGCCGGAUGCCGAAGAGGAGACCAACGAGAAUAAACCGGAAACGGAACAAGCCGUUGAGGCAGAUGCCGAUGCGGUUGAUGGUGUAGCUGAAGAGGCAGCAGCUGCUGAUGCUGCUGCUGUAGAUGCUGCCGAGGAAGCAACCGAAUGCCAAAAGGUCGUCGACGAUACUGAUGGCACCGAUGCUGUAGCUGAGGCGGCCGAAAUCGAAGAACCCGACGAAGAGGAGGACGAACCCAAGGCGAAGAAGACAUGCAACGGCGGCGACAAUCAGCCCAAGGCAAAGGAGUCGCCAGAGCCAGCUAAUGAUAAACCAGCAGCUGCCGAAACCGAGACUGUUGUGGCUCCAGCUAUAGUUGAGGUCAAGGAAACGACUGCUGCAAAGGAGAAGGAGCCCAGCGAUGCUGCAUUAGCUGAUGCUGCAGUCGAAUCACAGCAGCCGAAGACUGUCGUUGAGAAACAGGAUGUGGAAAGUGCCGAGAAGUUGGAGAAACCCGCAGAGCAGGAUGUGACCAAGAAACCCGAUGAUGAAGCUGUUCCAGCUGCCACUGACGAAGAAAAGAAGGACAAGACCACAGGCGAGCAGGAGACGGCUGCUGAUAAAACAGAAAAAGCAGCUCCGGCGUCGCCAGAGCAAGCUGUUGUCGACAAAAAGGACGAAGCAGCUGCUGAGCCCAAAGCAACAGCUGAGAAGGAUGCUGCAGCUACAGUUGCAGCUGCUGAAGAUGUUGAGAAAAAGGUGGUUGCUGCCACUGAAGUUGCCAAGACUGAGACCGAGCUGGAGACCAAUUCGAAAGCUGAUAUUAAGGAGACCAAUACGGAAAAGACUGAGAAAAAGCCCGAUGCUGAGCCGGAGGCCAAGGAAAAUCCGGCUGCUGUAACGCCACCAGCUGAAGCUAAGAAGAAUGAUGAUCAGACCAAGACUGUCGAUGUUGCUGCUGCUGCUGCCGAAGUCACUGCAACAGCACCAGCAGUAGUCGAAGCCGAAGCUGUGGCACCACCAGCCGCAACUGAAACUCCCAUUCCAGCUGAAGCUGCGGCUGUCGCUGCGGCUCCUGCCGAGUUGACGGUCGCCGCUGAAGCUGCUCCAGCUGUGCCCAUUGAUACCGAUGAGCUCGUUACGCCGCAGUUGCCAGCAGCUGCAACUGCAGUCGCUGCUGCCGCUGCCGAAGUUGCAGCCACGCCGCCAACAGUUGCUGCAGCUGUCGCCGCUGGGGAUGCGGCAAGUGCGACACCCACACCCACAUUGGCACUCAACGAUCAACCCAUGGAGGACACACCAGCCGAGGAGGAGAAUGCACAGGCAGCCGUCGAUGAAGUCGUCAUGGCCGAAAGCGGAACAGCAACCGGUGCCGGCGAUAUGGCCACCGAUGAGGUUGCCAAAGAUGAGCCAGCCGCCAUGGAGGUUGACGAUACCAGCCAGGAGGUGAUGGAUCAAUAGAUCACAUUCACAGUCAACACGUUGGACAAGUGAACGCCCAAUUCCAUGCGACUAUUAUUGACUACUUUAAAAAAAAAAAAACUAACUACUCCGCAUAAAUAGCAUUACGA